AUGAAUACAAAAUUGCAGGCUGUAUCUGAAGCAACACAAUAUGCCUCUAAUGAGCAAAACCCAUACAGUAGACUUAUAACCAAGGAAGGUGACAUAAACAUCUGUCUGAAAAACAUUGACUCGCACUAUUUUCUUUAUUUAUGCCGGGACCUGUGGACCACCUUAUUAGAUUUUAAAUGGUACAUGAAGGUCACUCUUGUGGGUCUGGCUUUCAUUGUAAGCUGGAUUUUCUUUGGCCUGCUUUGGUACCUUAACGUUGUCAUCUAUUACAGCGAUUUGCAGAGCUCAUCCAAUCACACAAUAUGCAUCACGAAUGUGAACAGCUUUUUAAGUGCCUUCUUAUAUUCACUGGAAACUCAGACAACAAUCGGCUACGGUUCUAGGCAUGUCACUGGGGUGUGCCCUUUUAGCAUCAUUCUACUUGUCUUCCAGGUGCUUUUUGGUAUCGCUCUGGAUGCUCUAGUUGGUGGGAUGCUUUUCGCUGAGCUUUCAAGGCCAAGCCGACGUUCUGCAAUGAUAAAGUUCAGUCACAAUGCCUUGAUCUCCCACACUGACGGCUGUCUGUGUCUCCUUAUUCGAGUGGCUGAUCUUGGACGAUGCUUUUUGGUGAAAUGUCACAUUUCUGCCAAGCUGUUCAGGAAGGUGCCAUCCAAGAACUUCAGGGCUAUUACAUUCACACAGGAAGAUGUCAAAUUUACAGUUGAUGGAUCAACACAGGAGCCAUUUUUGGGAUUUCCAGUCACCUUUUACCACAUAAUUGAUGAACAAAGUGCAAUAAAAGGACUUAAUGAGCAAAAUCUAGAGCAUCAAAAGUUUGAACUUGUCAUUGUUAUUUCUGGAAUAAUUGCUUCCACUGGGGCUACCUGCCAAGCACGUACUUCUUACUUACCCAGUGAAAUGAAGUGGGGACAUAAUUUUGCUUCCAUCCUUUCAGUUGCAGAAGAUGGCAAAUACAAAGCAAAUUGGAAAGAAUUUGAUAGGGUCAAUUCGAGUGAAAAAUUGCAAUGA
This is a messenger RNA of Polypterus senegalus (gray bichir), 1008 nucleotides long. Its product is annotated as ATP-sensitive inward rectifier potassium channel 15-like. Gene Ontology annotation, molecular function: inward rectifier potassium channel activity. The record is from RefSeq and is a predicted model, not a curated record. NCBI's taxonomy places the organism in Eukaryota, Metazoa, Chordata, Cladistia, Polypteriformes, Polypteridae. Bases 1 to 1008 code for a protein of 335 amino acids. The transcript has a single exon. Gene Ontology annotation, cellular component: plasma membrane. Gene Ontology annotation, biological process: potassium ion import across plasma membrane; regulation of monoatomic ion transmembrane transport.